Molecule: messenger RNA, 697 nt
Organism: Cyprinodon variegatus (sheepshead minnow)
Lineage: Eukaryota; Metazoa; Chordata; Actinopteri; Cyprinodontiformes; Cyprinodontidae
Product: DNA-binding protein inhibitor ID-2-like
Exons: 3
Coding region: 113-697 (194 amino acids)
Biological process (GO): circadian regulation of gene expression; cell differentiation; negative regulation of transcription by RNA polymerase II
Cellular component (GO): nucleus; cytoplasm
Molecular function (GO): protein dimerization activity; transcription regulator activity
Source: RefSeq, a predicted model, not a curated record
CCGUCUGACAGAAACUAAGCAGGAAUAACCGAACCGAAGCCUGGAAGCCAACUCUUCCCCCCCUCCUCCUACACACAGAACACCGGCGACUAAACUCUUCCACCCCAGCAGAAUGAAAGCAAUAAGCCCCGUUCGGUCCUUCCGGAAAACCAGCACAAAUUUCUCGGAGCACUCCCUGGGAAUCUCCCGGAGCAAGACCCCGGUGGACGACCCGCUCAGCCUGCUCUACAACAUGAACGACUGCUACUCCAAGCUGAAGGAGCUGGUUCCCAGCAUCCUGCAGAACAAGAACGUCAGCAAGAUGGAAAUCCUGCAGCAUGUCAUCGACUACAUCCUGGACCUGCAGAUCGCGCUGGACUCCAGCCUGCAUCACCCCUCGGCGCGGCCGGGGCAGAGCGCGUCCAGGACCCCUCUGGAAAUGGAAGCAUUGGCUGGAGUCAGCUCAUCUUCACUCGGGGUUCUGGAAGAAGCCAUGGACGCAAGAAAUGGACUGAACUUUGAAUUAGAGAACGAGGAAGGAUCCAGUCUGUGGGCUGCCGAAGAUAUGCAGUGGGAGCCACGCAGUCUCCUAGAUGCCAAAGCCCCAGAGGAUGAAAAACAAGCAGGAGACCAGAUCUGGGCAGAAAAAGGAGGGCAGGAUAAUCCAGAGGCUGCUGCCAAAGGUGGUGUCGAGGAGAUGCUCAGAAUUCGGAACUAG